Messenger RNA from Alligator sinensis (Chinese alligator), 2459 nucleotides. RefSeq names its product junctophilin 3 (gene JPH3). The record is from RefSeq and is a predicted model, not a curated record. NCBI's taxonomy places the organism in Eukaryota, Metazoa, Chordata, Crocodylia, Alligatoridae. Gene Ontology annotation, cellular component: plasma membrane; junctional membrane complex; endoplasmic reticulum membrane. Bases 13 to 2349 code for a protein of 778 amino acids. Gene Ontology annotation, biological process: regulation of synaptic plasticity. The transcript has 5 exons.
CGAAUUACAUGCAUGUCCAGUGGGGGAAGGUUUAAUUUUGACGAUGGAGGGUCUUACUGUGGAGGAUGGGAGGACGGAAAGGCUCACGGCCAUGGAAUCUGUACCGGCCCGAAGGGUCAAGGCGAGUAUUCAGGAUCCUGGAGUCACGGCUUUGAGGUGCUGGGGGUCUACACCUGGCCCAGUGGCAACACUUACCAGGGCACCUGGGCGCAGGGCAAGCGCCAUGGCAUUGGCGUGGAGAGCAAGGGGAAGUGGGUGUACAAAGGAGAGUGGACCCAUGGAUUUAAGGGACGGUACGGGCUCCGAGAAUGCACUGGCAACGGGGCCAAAUAUGAAGGCACCUGGAGCAAUGGAUUACAGGAUGGCUACGGCACAGAGACCUACUCGGAUGGAGGGACAUACCAGGGCCAGUGGGUCGGCGGGAUGCGCCAAGGCUACGGUGUCCGGCAGAGCGUUCCCUAUGGCAUGGCUGCGGUUAUCAGGUCGCCCCUGAGGACGUCCAUUAACUCGCUGCGCAGCGAGCACACCAACGGCACGGCGCUGCACCCCGAUGCCUCGCCCGCGGUGGCUGGCAGCCCCGCCGUCUCCAGGGGCGGCUUUGUCCUCAUGGCCCACAGCGACGCCGAGAUCCUCAAGAGCAAGAAGAAGGGCAUCUUCCGGCGGUCCCUGCUAAGCGGGCUCAAGCUGCGCAAGUCUGAGUCCAAGAGCUCCCUGGCCAGCCAGCGGAGCAAGCAGAGCUCCUUCCGCAGCGAGGCGGGCAUGAGCACCGUCAGCUCCACUGCCAGCGACAUCAACUCCACCAUCAGCUUGGGAGAAGGUGAGGCAGAGCUGUCCGUCAUCGAGGACGACAUCGAUGCCACCACCACCGAGAUCUACGUGGGCGAGUGGAAGAACGACAAGCGGUCGGGCUUCGGGGUCAGCCAGCGCUCGGACGGGCUGAAGUACGAGGGGGAGUGGGCCAACAACAAGCGCCACGGCUACGGCUGCAUGACCUUCCCGGAUGGCACCAAGGAGGAAGGGAAGUACAAGCAGAACGUCCUGGUCAGCGGCAAGCGGAAGAACCUCAUCCCGCUGCGGGCCAGCAAGAUCCGCGAGAAGGUCGACCGGGCCGUCGAGGCAGCGGAGAGGGCGGCCACCAUCGCCAAGCAGAAAGCGGAGAUCGCGGCGUCCAGGACCUCCCACUCCCGGGCGAAAGCGGACGCGGCUGUGACAGCAGCGCAGAAAGCUCAGGAGGAAGCUCGGAUUGCCAGGAUCACUGCCAAAGAGUUUUCGCCUUCCUUCCAGCACAGGGAAAAUGGUCAGUCUGCGCUGCCGAGCCUGCCAGACUCCCGGGAUGACUUCAUUCUGUGGCUCGAGUGCCAGAGGCCAAAGCGUCAGAAUUCAAGCGACGACAUCGAGGUCCUCUCCACGGGGACCCCUCUCCAGCAAGAAAGCCCGGAGCUGUACCGGAAAGGGACCACCCCUUCAGACCUCACUCCCGAUGACAGCCCCCUGCAAAGCUUCCCCGCCAGCCCCACCUCCACCCCGCCGCUGGGUCCCUCCUGCCGGAACAAGAGCGCCCAUUUCUCCAGACAGGUCUCGGUGGACGAAGAGAGGGGUGGGGAGAUCCAGAUGUUGUUGGAGGGACGAGGCGGGGACUACUUAAGACCCAACAGCUGGAGUGAAGACAAAGCAGGUGGGACUCGUGGCAUUAGAAGUGGGGCCCUGCGCAGCGGUCACCUGGGGUCCUCCUCCAUCCCUGAAGACUACAGAGGCCGGAGCGGAGGACACAAACACAUGGCCUCCAACCACAAGCAAAGAGAGCGGUGGACAGAUUCCCCAGCCACGGUUUCUUGGACUUCCCACCAUCGGCCCCACAACCACAGCUCAGGGAGCUCCAAGCUGCUUGAGCUGGACGAGGAGAAGAUGAGCAAUUACGAGAUGGAGAUGAAGCCCCUCAUGAGGAUGGAUUCUUAUAUGCAAGAGAUUCACACCCAAAAAAGACACUAUAGCAAAGCCGGCCCCUGCAGGAGCCUGGCGGAGGACCACCGUGGGGAAGACCGGGGCUUCGGGGUUCAGAGAUUGAGGUCUAAGUCCCAGAACAAAGAGAAUUUCAGGCCAGCUUCCUCUGCCGAGCCGACGGUGCAGAAACUGGAAAACCUGAGGUUCGGUGACAAAGGUGAACCCCGGCUACUACGGUGGGACUUAACCUUCUCCCCGCCACAGAAAUCCUUACCUGUUGCACUAGAAUCCGAGGAGGAGAACGGGGAUGAGCUCAAAUCCAGUACGGGCUCCGCUCCCAUCCUGGUAGUCAUGGUGAUCUUACUCAAUAUUGGAGUCGCCAUUUUGUUUAUUAACUUUUUCAUCUAACUCGAGACUGUCUCGUUUGCAAAAAUAACAGUUACACGUACAAACGGGGGAAAAACAAACCAAACAAGAACAACAAAAACAAAAACAAUCAAAAAAAAAAAAAAAAAAAA